Molecule: messenger RNA, 1170 nt
Organism: Rhizophagus irregularis DAOM 181602=DAOM 197198
Lineage: Eukaryota; Fungi; Glomeromycota; Glomeromycetes; Glomerales; Glomeraceae
Molecular function (GO): lipase activity
Source: RefSeq, a predicted model, not a curated record
CUGUACUUUUGUGUACCUUAGUCUUGGCAUUUAAGAUUCCACUAGCAAUUCUUGCAUAUUUCACGUCUUUAUUCUUUGAUAAAGAAUGUUUGACACCAUCCUUAUAUCAACGUAUAACAGCGACCAUCCUUAAAACCUUUGAGUUAUACUUACCACUAUGGCUAUUAAGAAAAUUAUUUAGUGGAUCUGAAAAAUUCACUCGUGGAAGACAAAAUCAUUGGGUAAAGAAAUUGAAUACGAGUAACGAAGAAGAUGGAUGGGAAGGAUAUUUAAUUGCUGAUGGUGUUGAUCGUGCAGAAAUUGGAAAGGAUGCUGAUAUGAUUAUUUUAUACGCUCAUGGUGGUGGCUUCGUUUUCGGUGACGCUUUAUUUCUCUUAGAUACAUACAUCGAUUGGAUUAAAGCAUGGAAAUUGAGUUAUGGCGUUAGAACACAAAUCUUAUCACUAGAUUAUCUAUUGGCGCCUGAGCAUCCAUUCCCAGCUGCUAGAGAUAAUAUGUUGGAGUGUUAUCAAUGGCUUAUUAAUGAAAAGAAAAUUAGCCCAUCCAAAAUUGCUUUUGCUGGUGAUAGUUCAGGCGGAAAUUUGGCUAUAAUUAGCGCAAUACAUCUUAUAAAUCAAGCAUAUACCGAUCCUCCUGCUGCUCUUAUUUUACUUUCUCCUACAGUAUCCGGACUAGGAAAUACUCGAUCAUUCAUCGACAAUGCUUCGAAUGACAUCACAGAUGUUACCUGGUUCAACAAUAGCACAAAUUUAUAUAUUGGCGACUCAAAUCUUCUUCCAUCUUGUCCAAUGAUUUCUCCAUUAUUUGAAAGUCAACUUUUGGGUUUACCGAAAGUAUUUGCUUGCGUUGGAAGUUUUGACAUUUUUUUGGAUGAUGUUACAGCAUUUAUUGGAAAAUUACAACAAAAUAAUAUAAAAACAGAAUUCGUGGUAGAUGAUGCUAAUAUGCAUGGUUAUGCGGCAACUAGGGCAUUAAGUAGGGGUGGUGCUUAUGAUAACACCGUCAAACGCAUUGGAAAGUUUUUAUAUGGUGAAAAAAUUUGAUAAAAGAGUUAAAAGAGACGGACUCUAGAUAAUAUUUAUAGUUACAAUUAUUUUUUGUUUAUUUAUUUUUUAAAAAAAAAAAAUUUGCUUUUACACAAAAACUUAUCAUGUCUUAAUUUAGAUGUUU